AUGGCAGACAGCGGAGCACCAGCUCACCGUGUGACCGGCAAGGGGCGCCCUUCAGCCCUAAGAAAUCCUCUUCCACCAGAGCAGCAAAGGGGUCGAACCAUGGAGAAGGAAUCCAAACGCAAGAAAAGGGGUCACGAAGCAAUUGGGUCAGACCAUCGUGGAAAGAAAGCUAAGCGUGAAGAGAAAUCGAAGGGGAAAGAAAAGAAGCAUAAGGAGGAGACUCCCAAGACCAAGGUGGAGGCAGCGAAAUCAAAAAAGGAAGCGGCUCCCAAGUCCAUAGUCGAUGAGAAAGUAGGCGAGGGGAAGAAGACGCAUAAGAAAAAGUCAGAGGCUGGCAAGGAAGCCUCUUCGAAGAAGAAAACCAAGGAGGUGCCCAAGGAAGAUUCCAAUGAACAGGAGAACAAGAAGACGAAGGUUGGCAAUGAAGUUCCCAAGAAAGGAGAGAAUGAGAAGGGGGAAAGGGAGGAUCAUUCCAAGGGCAAGGAGAAAGAAAAGAAGGGCGAAAGAAAGGGCGGUAGUUCCAAGGACAAAGGAAAGGAGAAGGCCAAGAAAGAAGAUGGUUGCAGGGAGAGAGGAAAGAAGAAGGCGGAUCAGGAAAGCAAGAAGGAAAAGAAGGCGAAGAUCGAAGAAGCUCCCAUCCAAGAGGAGAAGGAAAGGGAAAAGGAAAACAUCGUGGAAAGCAAGGAUGAUGACAAAGAGAAGAAAGAGAAGAAAGAGAAGAAGGGCGGCGACGACAAGCGUGAUGGGAAGAAGGAGAAGAAAGCAAAGAAAGAAAAGGAAAAGCGGAUCAAGUAUGUGCCUCUCAUCAAGGACAAGAUCCGUCAUGUGGUGGAAACCCCCGCGUCAAAGAGACCACCGCUCGCAUCGCCAGUGUCAGCAGCUUCAAGCACCACAGCCAGACAAAAGGCCGAAGCAAAGAUGCAGGAUUUGCUCAAUACAAUGGUUCCUUCUGAUCUGGAUGAUGUGUUGUCUGAAUCAGGCACUGAGCAAACCCCAUCGUCAAGUCUGGUCGUACCAAGAGAUUCCUUGCCAGAAUGGGGCAGUGACGAGAGCAGUGAGACAAGUGAUGAGGCAGCGACUGACUCGGAGACAGACGAGGCAGCAAGUGACCCGGAGACAGAUGAAGAAGAAGGAGGAGGUGGCAAGGUGCCUAAGGCGGAAGAGGAUGGAGUGAAAGAAGAAAAAGAAGAAGCAAAAGAAGAAGAGAAAAAAGAAGAAGAAGAGGGUUCAAGCAGCGAGGACGAGGACAGUUCAGAGAAUGAUGAAGAGGAGGACAGUUGUGAAUCCGAUGGAGAAGAGUCUGAAGAGGAGGACAUGGAAGAAGAUGAUGAAGUAGAAGCGGGUCGGGGUGAAGUUCCAGAUCCUCCCACCGAUGGGGCCGCCUGCCAUGCUUUGGUUCCCGUUGCCCAGAGUUCUUUGGAUCAAGCUGUGGCAGUACGCAACAGCGCCCCGCCAAAUCAAAAACGAUGCGUGACGCACAAAAAGGAGUGGGACACUUUCUCACGCCAGCUGUCUUCCAAGAAACUUCCUGGCAAUAUCGGCGAGUACGCUGUGUCAAACAAACAUGACCUUUUUGGGUUGUGGUUGGACAACGGCCACGUGUGGGAUCGCGUGGCGCUGGAGGUGGAGCGCAAGACUUCAUCCAAGGCUACUUCCGCGCGUGGCUGGGAGGCUGUGCAGGGUAAAACCCUGCGCAAGCGCUAUGAGGACGACGACAAGUACAAAAAGAUCAUUGCUGCUCGCAAGGAACAGGGCAUGUUCUAUCGGGAUGAUGACUUCCCUGACGACGAUGAUGAGGAAGCAUGGUAUUUCAUGCGAACGGCGCAAACUUUCAAACAAGAGGAAAUCACCGAGGAGUCUAUGAAGUUGAAGGGCAAGGCCAAGGUAGACCAGGGUUUGCAGGAUGCCCUAUGUGAUGCUGAGAGUGGGGUUCUGAGGGCAGGAGUCUUGCCGCAGCUGUCAGCCGCGACACCGCAGGGUUCAAAGAAGCUUGUGGACGCACUGCAGAAGGUAGCGAAACGGGUCAAUGAAGAAAUUGCUGGCCUGGUAGCGUGGUCUCUUGAGCACGCAGCCAGCGGCAUAGCUCCAGUGCGCGGCUACAACGGAGAAACCUUUCCACCCAAAUCCUACCGGGCUGAACUUGCUGGAAAGACUUUAGCGUUGGGGUGGAAGGUAUGCUAUUUUGCCAUGAAGUCCGACUUAAAGGCCAGACAGUAUUUGAACAACUUCUCCCGAUACUACAAGUGUGGAUUGGUGUGUGAUACGUGCCUAGCUGGAAAUACCAAAGCAACGCCAGAUUCCAUGAACUACCGUAACUUUGGGUCAACGGCAGCCUGGCCUUUGACAAAGCUGGGACACGAUGCCUACCUCCAAAGAGAGGGUUGCCGAAUUUCUCCAUGGGCGGCUGUUCCAGGAUACCGCAUCGAGACAGUUGCCUACGAUUGGAUGCAUAACAUCUUUCUAGGUGUUGGAAGAGAUUUAGUUGGGUCUGGACUCAGGACUUUGGUCUUGCAAGGGGUUUACGAACAUGUGGUUCCUUCUCGUGAUCUAGACGCCACCCUUGAGUGCAUCCACCAAGAGAUGCGCGCAGACUGCGCCAAGAAUGGGCAAUAUUUGCCAUGCAAGCCUGUGUUGAAUACUGCAAGCGUUGGCGGCACGGCGGAGUAUGCUGAGCUUUCUACACGCUACAAAGCGUCGCAUGUAAAGCUGAUGAUCUCUUGGCUGGCACGGAAAACUCAAAAAGUUGCUGACAACAGACCGGAUCUGCUUCUCAAUGUGCUGGCAACGUGCGCCUACAGUCUACAGCGUGCCAUAGAGAUCAUGGACUCUGCAGGACUUGUAUUGAGCAACGAUGACGCGCGUGAAGCCAAGCAAUCGCUCAUCUCCUAUGUGCAAAGCUUUUGUUGGUUGGCGCUCCACUGUUGCGACAACCACCUUUUGUUGUUCAAGGUAAGGCCCAAGACCCAUUACCUUUACCAUGUUGCCACCGAAGUGGGUGAACUUCGAUUAAAUCAGAACUUGACUCAUACAUUUGAAGAAGAGUCCUUUUUGGGCAAGAUCAAGGCCAUUGCGGCCAAAACCCAUGGAAAAACGAUGACCCAAAGGGUCUUUCAAAGAUACCUGUUGUGCUUCGCGGUGUUCAUCGACCAAGACUGCAGGCGAACGUGA
This is a messenger RNA of Durusdinium trenchii, 3168 nucleotides long. The record is from the annotation of a GenBank genome assembly. Lineage: Eukaryota; Dinophyceae; Suessiales; Symbiodiniaceae.